Messenger RNA from Hibiscus syriacus, 2276 nucleotides. Its product is annotated as receptor-like protein Cf-9 homolog. The record is from RefSeq and is a predicted model, not a curated record. Gene Ontology annotation, molecular function: protein binding. The transcript has 6 exons. Lineage: Eukaryota; Viridiplantae; Streptophyta; Magnoliopsida; Malvales; Malvaceae. Bases 480 to 2276 code for a protein of 598 amino acids.
CUCUUCAUGAUCACACCCAACCUUAUGGCAAAAUCUCCCUUCCUCCCUCCUCUUAUGUUUCUUCUGCUGUUUGUAACCUUUACUGCUACUUUAUCUUCCAACAUCACCACUGAUGCAUCCGCCCUUUUAGCCUUAAAGUUUCACAUAACUCAUGAUCCUCACAACUUCAUAGCAACCAAUUGGUCCACUUCUAUCUCUGUUUGUAAUUGGAUUGGUGUCAGUUGUGGAUCCAGACACCACAGAGUCACUGCUCUGAAUUUAUCAUUUAUGGAUCUCACAGGCACCAUCCCAUCUCAACUGGGAAAUUUAUCUUUCCUUACCUCCCUCAACAUUCGUAGCAAUAGUUUCCAUGGCUCUUUACCUGUUGAGUUAAGCAAUUUGCAUCGGCUGAAAUUUUUUCACUUUGGUAACAACAGCUUCAGUGGAGAAACCCGUCAUGGUUUGGCUACUUUGCUCAACUUCAAGGCUUGUGGUUGUACAUGAACAAUUUCACUGGUGUUAUCCCAUCUACUCUGGGUAAUUUGUCAAAGCUAGAAAAGUUGAACUUGUUCGAAAACAAUCUUAAAGGCCAUAUACCAUCAGGAAUAUUUGACAAUCUUUCUAAGUUACAAGUACUCGAUUUAGAUGGGAAUCAAAUAAGCGGUAGAAUUUCAAAGAACUUGUUCAAGUGCAAAGAGUUGACAUUCUUAUCAUUGUAUAGCAACUCUUUGGAGGGAAGUAUUCCUAUAGAAAUCGGAAAUUUGACUAAGCUCCAGGUUUUGUAUCUUGAUCACAACAAACUCCAAGGUUCUAUUCCAUACUCAAUCUUCAACAUUUCCUCUUUGCAACGAAUUGUAUUGUCAAACAACAGUCUCUUUGGUUCUCUCUCUUCCAAUAUGUUUGAUUACAUUCCUCGAUUACUUUAUCUUGAUUUGAGUGGAUGUCACCUUUAUGGAAGAAUUCCGAUGAGUUUGUUCAAGUACAAAGAAUUAAGAACAUUGUAUUUGGCUGAUAAUCAUUUAGAGGGGAUUGUGCCAAUAGAAAUCUCAAAUUUAACUUCGCUCAAGUAUUUCGGCAUCGAAGGAAAUAAUUUAUCAGGUGAAAUUCCCUCAACUGUCGGAAACGUGACUUCUCUUGAGCAACUUGUUCUUUCUGAUAACAAUUUUACAGGGAAAAUUCCUUCCUCAAUAUGCAAUUUGAGUUCCCUUACGGCUCUCUUUUUAUUCAAGAAUAGUUUGUAUGGAACAAUUCCGGAGUGUAUUGGAAACUUAAGUUACUCUCUUACACAAAUUGAGCUACAGUGGAAUAAUUUUCAUGGUAAAAUACCAAAAAAUUUUGCUGACAACUGCAAGCUACAAGCGUUACGGAUAGACAACAACCAAGUAGAAGGGUCGCUACCACGAUCUUUGAGUAAUUGUAAAGAUUUGAAGCUUCUCGAUGUUGGAAACAACUAUUUAAAUGGCACUUUCCCAGACUGGUUAGGAAAUUUGGAACAGCUACAGAUUCUUAUCUUGAGAUCGAACAGAUUCUAUGGUCAAGUGGAUUGCUCAGGAGUUGCAGUUUCCUUCACUCGUUUGCAUGUCAUUGACCUUUCUAAUAAUAACUUAAGUGGCUUCUUACCGAUGAUUUUUUUUGAAAAUCUGCAUGCCAUUAGAGAAGGGUAUGAAAAGAAGGUUAAAGCAGAAUACAUGGCAUAUCCAUCAGUUGAUGGACUGGUGUAUUAUGCGCAAGAUAUAUCUUUUGCAACAAAAGGGUUUGAAACAGAGUUCGAGAAACUGUUAACAAUUUGGAUGGCGAUAGACUUCUCCAACAACCAAUUCAUGGGAGAAAUUCCUAAAACAAUUGGUGAGCUUCAUUCACUAAUUGUUCUAAACCUCUCUCAUAAUUGUCUAACAGGUCAUAUCCCAUCAUCAUUUGGUCAUUUGUCAGAACUUGAAUCAUUAGAUCUCUCAUCAAACAAGAUCCAUGGAAGAAUUCCAGCAGAGUUGAUAAAUCUUGGGUUCUUAGCAGUCUUGAACCUUUCCCGGAAUAAUCUCGAGGGACCCAUUCCUCAUGGCAAACAGUUUGAUACUUUCACUAAUAAUUCGUACAUAGGAAACUUGGGUUUAUGCGGGCUGCCAUUAUCAAAAAGCUGUGAUGACGAUGAGGGAACUCCCACCGAAUUUGGUAGAGGUGAUAAUGAUGAUGAUGGAGUGAAUUGGAAAUUUUCAAUAUUGAUGGGGUAUGGAUGUGGGGUGGUGCUGGGACUCAGUACGGGAUACAUUGUAUUCUCAACUGGAAUCAAUGGCUUCUCCUGA